Yamadazyma tenuis ATCC 10573 is the source of this 877-nucleotide messenger RNA. The record is from RefSeq and is a predicted model, not a curated record. NCBI's taxonomy places the organism in Eukaryota, Fungi, Ascomycota, Pichiomycetes, Serinales, Debaryomycetaceae.
CAUCUCCUUUAUCUUAUUCUAUACCAAUGUCAGCACCUUUAAUUAACCGGUCGUUGACCACCAUCAGAACUGAGUUGGAGUUCCUCCAUGACUCUGAAAUCAUCGACGAACAGUUAUACAACAAGUUGAUCAACGCUCUCCCCCAUAAAUACCAAAAUGGCAUGCAGCCAUGGGGAGUAGAAAAACUUGAAUCCACAACUGGUUCCACCGACAAGUUGGCGGCGGAGCUAGAAUCAACUAAGAUAUCUGCACCUCCCAGUGAGCCUCCUUCACGGUCCUCGGCCUUUCAAAGACCCCAAGCUCCAAAGCCUCUUGGAUUCUGUACCGUAUUAUUCGAUUACCAAGCUCAAGAAGCUGACGACUUGAACUUGAAAAAAGACGAGAAGGUCGCCAUAGUGGAUCACUUGUCCGAAGAUUGGUGGAAAGGAUACACUAAGGACCAACCCCAACGUAUCGGUGUUUUCCCCAGCAACUAUGUCAAGUCCAUUAGUGAAUCGGAAUUCAACAUUUCUGCAUCACCUGCCAUUAUUGCUCCUCCGAGCUCCAAGAACGAAAAAUCUGAGUACAAAGCCGAAGACUAUCUGUACCCUGCCCCACAGCAACAGUACCAUCCACCAUACCAAGCACAAGGCUAUUCAGCACCUCCCCAAUACCCUCCUCCCACCACCAACUUCUACCAGCAAGCACCGGAGCAACAGCAGCAGAUGGUUCCACAACAAGGAGGUAACGACCAUCCACAUUUGCGUAAGUUUGGAAGCAAGUUGGGAAACGCUGCUAUUUUUGGUGCUGGUGCCACUAUUGGAAGUGAUAUUGUGAACUCUAUCUUUUAAUUAAUCCUAGUCUAUGAAUAUAAAUCUGCUGAUAUGUUUUAUUACUA